This is a messenger RNA of Gongylonema pulchrum, 363 nucleotides long. Lineage: Eukaryota; Metazoa; Nematoda; Chromadorea; Rhabditida; Gongylonematidae. The record is from the annotation of a GenBank genome assembly.
AUGCACACAUCAUAUUUUGAUGGUUUAUUUCAGGCAACAGCAGGUAUAACUUUGCCAAAAGUGAAAGUGCGCCGAAUUGCAUCGAAAAAUGUUGGCGGAUCGAUCAAACCCUUCGACCUUCCGAAGAACUAUAUCAAGUUUCGUGUGAGGCCCAAUAAAGAAAUGGAUAACAUCCUGGAAUAUGAUGUCGACGAAGAGGAUAUGGAAUGGUUGGAAAUUGUUUCGCAAAAACUGGAAAUAAAUGGCGAAGAACCGCUGAGCAUUCAUGAUUUUGAGAUGACAAUGGAUCGCUUGGAAAAAGAAAGCUUCUUCCAGGUGAUCAUCUUCUGUAUUCUGAAAAUAAGGCAAAUAGGUUCUUUCUGA